GCUCCUUCCUCGACGCGCCCACCGCAAGAAAAAACCUUGGGGACGAGGUUGUGGUUUCGACAGCUUCAUUAAUUACCAUAUUCUUACUUUAACUAGACUUAGAGAUGACGACGACGGCGCAGCGAAGACCGGUGUCACGGAGAAAACAACAGUAGCCGCCGUCUACCCUCAUCCUACCAACGACAAAAUAAAGUUUUGGGAUCUACCUGGUAUAGGUGGGUACCUAAUGGUUGCUGCAAUACAACUUCGACAAGCCGUGAUGCUAAUGCGCAUGAGCUGGGGUCCGUUGUACGAGGCCGGUUAGCCCUUCUCAAAACACCGCGGAAAAACGUCUGCGCAUGCGUGGGGCACAAAAAGAUGGCGAGGAGUUUAAAUGCCAAAUUGUAAACAAAAACAUGGCUAUUUAAUGAUUUAAGGUAAUUGAAACAAACAAAAAAAUACACUAGACGGGUAGUUUAGAAUGAAUAAAAAGAUUUUAACAUUUAAAAUCUAAAACGAAACAGAAUUUAAAUUAAAAAUUACCGUUUAAGACCGGGAGGCGUGUGAACAUUUCUUGAAAAAUUGUCGAAUACCAAACUUAAAGCAGAACAGUUAAGAAAACUAUAGAAUAGUUAAGCAUUUGCACACGAUUAAAUUGUAGAGUAAAUCACUACUCUUAAAUAUAGUCAACGCAAAAAUUAUACAUGCUACGCAAAAAAAGUUAUUGACAAAAAUGUGGAUCAUAUGAACCUACAAAAAAUAUCCUUGUAUGGUUCAGUUAAAGAACGUUUUAUACAAUAAAUUUAUCAACAGUCACCUUUGGUUUAUUUUCUUGUGUGAUAUUACUUCUUGCACAUGUAGACUAUAAUUAUUUCUAGUUUUUAGGUUGUCACGUUCAUUAUUCCGCUUGCAUUUUCAUAGAAAAGGCAAAACAACGAAGUCGCUUUGAGUUUUUGACAACAUUCGGAACACUUGACAUCACGUUCGCAAUACAGAUUUCAGUAAUGUCGACGCAUGCGCAGACGUUUUUCCGCGGGUGUUCCUUCUCACCUGAUGAUUUUUCAACAGUUGUAAAGAUUCUUGAAACGCUUAAAACGUCUAAACUAUAUGGCCCUCGCAAUUAUUAAAUAGAAUGCUUGAAAAAAUCAUUAUCCAGCGGGCAGGAUACGCUAUCCGGCCUUCGUACAAGCGGUCCCAGAGCAUUAUAGAGAGUUUGGCAAAUACAAAGGCAACGAAAACGUGCUCAUCAACAAUAGCAUCUUUACCCUAAGACAAAGCCGACUAUAAUUUGGAUUCCUUUAAGGAUUUUAACAGAUUUAAGGAUUCGUAGUUGUUCAAACUGCUACGUGAUUUGCAUCAUUUUCACGGCUCAUGACCAGCCCAACAGAGUAACACGUUCAAGUCAUUUGGGGUGUUUAUGUGAAUUCGCUUACUAUUGCUACUUCAGGCAAUUGUCAGAGUUGUUUAAAAGUUUAAUAAUGUAUGUUUUAGCUCGAAUACAAAAAUAUAGGUAAUUUUGUUGGUUGCCAAACUCAUUAUUGCAGAUCAGCAAAUGCGCGUGCCCAGACCAUAAUUUUGCACUAGUUAUUCGCGGGAAAGCAUGGCCGGAUUUUUAGGGGAGGUGUGGUGAGGUGCGCACCUCCCCUGAGAUCGUUUUGCACCUCCUCUGAGAAUUUUGCACUUCCCCUGAAAAGUCAGUCAUGCACCUCUCCUUGGGAAAGUUUCAAUAAUAGAUCAAAGUGAAAAUUUGACAUUUUUUGGUUGCUUAGGGUCCACACUUCGUAAGAACGUUUUCCUCUAAAACUGAAACAGUGAUAGCCAUCCAUCUCUGUGUCAAGCACCUUUUUAAUGCAAUGUUUUGAAAGAAACUUUGUAGUAAUUGUAAUGAAGUGCAAAAUUGGAUGAGUUGUACAGCCAUAAUUCAUUAAUAUGUACACUACGUGCAUACGUCACGUCGUUGACUUUGGCCCGUUCUAAGCCCUAACCAUCCAUGGAGGUCGUGAGCUAGACCGCUGCACCUCCCCUAAAUUUUUUACACCUCCCCCACAACUUCCACCAAAAUCCAGCCUUGUGGGAAAGUUAGCCAAACAAAAAUUGAGAAAAUAAUAAUAUCAAUUUUCCUACAGGUACACCAAACUACCCAGAUCUUGAAACCUACUGCGAAAAAGUCAAACUGGAAAAAUACGACACAUUUCUUAUCCUGACUAUGAAACGUUUCACCGAAAACGACCGUUUGUUGGCCGAAAAAGUAAAAUCACUCAACAAGUCCUUCUUUUUCAUACGCACGCAUAUCGAUGCAGACUACCUGGGCCAAAAGCGAAAUAGAUCGUUCGACGAACAAGCAAUGCUUCAAACAAUUAAGGAAGACUGUUUGCAAAAUUUGGAAGGCUCAGCAGCCGGAGAUAAUGCGGUGUUCCUGAUGUCCAACCUUUAUCCGGCCAAGUGGGACUUCGCUCGUCUCACACAGGCCAUUCUUGAUGUCCUGCCGGAUCGUCAAAGAGAGUGCCUCACGUUGUCGCUUGGUGUGUUGACGAGUCUGUCAACGGAUAUGUUGAAAAGAAAAGCUGCAGUGCUUCGAGGUAUGUAAAACACGAGAAGCGCACAAGGUUGAUCCAGCAAGCUGGUAUCGCGCAGAUUCUUACUGCUUGUUCCCAGCUUGUUAAUAACAUAAUUACAAGGUUGAUAACUGAUUAACAGACUUGUUUGCUUAAAUUUCUGACGACCAACGAGAUCAAAAGACCUUCAAUACCGUUCCUUGCAGCUAAGCGUGCACAGUCGCAGAAAAAUGUCCACUCUCAUGUAGUGAAACUUGGGUAAUGGUAUCUAAUUAUAAGCAAACAUAUCUGCUAGCUGCGUGUUAUGGAAUUAUUAACCAACUGCUCACCAUAUAAGAUGCCGACAGCAGUUAUGACCCAGGGUCGAUCCACUUGUCAGCCUCCAGUCCAAAUGUUGCUGCUUCAUUAUUGAUCAUCUCUCAGUGUAAACUAGAAAAUACAUGCAUGCAGAAACCCUCGCCUUGCUGACAAAACCAUUGUAUUUUCCAAACAUGAAGUAUCUAAACUAGUUGUCAUGGUAACACGAUAAUUUUAUAAGAAUAUUCUUACAAAUAAAAAAUCGCCUAAAAAUAUCACUUUUAAUUACAAAAUUACCAAUUUCCCAACAUAUAUAUGUUAGAUAUGUUAUUAUACGUAAUAUAAGCUUCAAUUUAAGGUAAAUGAAACGCUUCGCAAAACGUUUUUAAAGUGUUCUUUAUAAAACUAAACUGCCUUUAAUUAAUGGCUUUAUCGAUAAACUUUGAGCUUGCAAUAAAAUGAUUUCAAAUUCUCGCAUGCAAAUAACUUUGCUUUCGUUUUUAUUUUAAAAAUUCACUAUAAUAAUAAAGGGAAUCAAUAUUAAAGAUACACUGAAAUUAUAUGCUGUCUUGUUUAGUUGUUUCAUAUACACAAAGGCCGUCGGGUUUUAAAGGCAUUAUAAAAUCAAUAUUUAAAACAAACUUACUUCCGUUAACGUCGGCUCCCUUCUUUUAGCCGAUUCUUUCGCAGUUUCUUUCUGAGAGAGCUUUUGAAAUUUACAAAAUCUUGCAAAAAUGCGAGCAGAAAUGAAAUAUAUUUGCAAGAAAUUUAUCAAUCAUCAAAUCAAGAAAUGUUUGCUAUUUCGCUGUCGUCAUGCAGACAUGCAGUCGUUAUAAUGCAAACUUUAAAUUGGACCAAUCAGCGUCCGCUAUUCAUGACAGUCCGCCAUAUUUUUGAGAUCAGUGAGGAUGACCACACACCCAACACUCGAACACCGUUGGUGACCCCACUGGAACGAUAAGUCAAUGCGAUAAGUUGGCCGCCAUCUUUGAAGCCGGUUAUGUGUGUUUUCUGCAGGUAGCCCCAGUCCUUUUUUACAAAAUGGAUGCGAAAAAUACAGCUUAAAAAUCGUUAAUAUUUUCUCACUUUUACUUCUUGCAAGGCAUUUAUAUUUAUCUCAGAGCACACUUAGACAACACAUCAUUUAUCUAAGGCACAUAAAAUAAGCAAAUAUUUUGUUUAGCUGCCGAAAUAUGACACGAACAAAACGAAACUCGGCAAAAAACCGCGCGAAAACUAAUGGUUUUUCUCUGAGUUUUUAGACUUUCCAGAAAGACUUCAGAGACAAUUUUAUACAAUUUAUAUAGAAAAAUCUUAGAUACGGUUGAUAAUGAAGUCCAAACAUCCAGAAACGUACUUUAAUAAGUUAAAAUUAAAGAUUAAAUUAGUAAAAAUACUUCGUGAAAAAUUUUGUGUAUUUAUUUUCGUAUAUAUACCUGCGAACAGGCUAUACUUGAGCGCCCGAAAUUUGGCUUCACCGAAACAUAGGCCUUUAUCAUAGGAGUUAUCGUUCCAGUGACCCACGCCCGCGAUGAUUGAUGAACUUUAGACUUCGCUAAUGCUUUCGUUUCCCCGGGUAUAAAUAGCCGGGGAGAAUUAGUACCCUCGCACGGCACUUGGCGCCGUCGGUUCGGGGAUAAACCACUGAGCUUUACUAAAUUACUGGAGGAUGUGCUCCUAUCUCUCGUCAGUUAAAAAAGUGUCGCCAAUGGCGGAUUUUCACGUUUGCUGACGCCAUAUGGUUCCUCCGGCUCAUGGCAAUUACCGCUGACCAACUGCGAUCCUAAGCAUCCGACAAAGACAUUCGUCCCCCCCCCCUGUUUUCGCACAAAUAUUUUAUGUUUUCGAGACAAAAUCAUGCCGUUUUUCUCCGCUUGUGGAUGCAAAAUUCGUUGUAAAGACUUUAAAAGGAAGAAUAUUUUUUUUGAAAGGUAAGAUUUGUGAAAAUUUUAAGUUUUUACCUUUUAUUCGACUAAUUCUAGAUUGGCAAAAUCAGGGGCCGAUGCAUAAAUCGAGGAAUAAGUAAUGUUUACAACAUGAGCGGCCGUGUUGUAUCAGAUAUAUAUAUAUAUAUAUGUGUGUGUGUGCGUGUGUGUGUUUGUGUCAAACACUUAUAUUUUAUAUUUACACCAAUAUUUCUGGAGCAGACAUAAAAAAACGUUGUACAUGGUUAUUUAUACAUUGUGUACAUACAUUUUGUUUCUAGUUUCAGACUUUCAGGCACUGGCUUUUGUUUUUAGUGCCAGUUUAUUAGUUUAAACAGCAGCUCAUGCAAUCUGUAGUUUGCUGUUUUAUAAAGAGCAGUUAGCACUAGAUUAUAUACACUAUAAACAAGCUGUAUUGUAUCCUUCACAAAUAUUAUAAACUGCUAAUCUUGCUAGGUUUUGUAUCAGCAUUUUCCAAUUGGCUGUGUAGUUAGGCAUUUUUGUGGGGUUGUGCACUACAUUUCAGUGAGCAUCGAGCUAUCAUUGACUUGUGCAUACCCAAAUUUGCAUGAUUUAUACUUAUAUCAUUCUUGCAUUGGCAUUACCUUGAGUGCUAGUAUGGGUCAACCUCUAUGCCUCACAAAAAUCUCCAAACAAAGAACCUCCUUUACUCAGAAAAUACCUCCAUAUUUAUUUAGGUCCCUUAGAGGAUAACCCAUUGAGUCGCAUUGCGCCCUACUUUAUUAUUUUACUCUGUCUGACGCCAGAUGAUUUUACUCGUCAAGCGGAGAGUGCUGGCAGUUAAUGGGUUAACUAGCCCAUGUGUCUAGUUAACCUAUUGAGUCACAUUGCGCCCUUCUUUAUUAUUAGAGAGUUUGGCAAAUACAACGGCAACGGCAACGGCAAUAUGGUCAUCAACAAUAGCAUUAAUCCUCAAAGACAAAGACAAAUGUAAAUUACAUGGUCUUAAGCGUUGUGCAAUGCCGUAGUUGUUGAAACUACUACGUGAUUUGCAUCAUUUUCACGGUGCAUGACUACGGCAACGGUUAAUUCGUUCGAUGUUAUUUGAGGUGUUUUAUUUGAAUUCGCGGACUAUUUUUACUUAAGGGUACGUUUGAAAGAAACAGGAAUACUUAAAGAGGCAAAUUAAGUGUAGUAACGUAUACUUUGGUUCAAAUACAACAAUAUAAGCAAUUAUAUUUUUCCCGUUGUCGUUAUCGUUGCCGUUCUAGGUUGCCAAACUCUCUAAUUGACUCUGUGUAACGGUAGAUUAUUUUACUCUGUCUAACACCAGAUAAUUUUACUCAUCAAUUGAGGAAGGGUGCUGGUACUUAAUGGUUAAUUCAGAUUUAUACAAGAGUAGUGGUGCACCAGAGCUAACAGUUUCAAACCAGAUCUGUCGAGCAGACUCGAGCUAACAGGCCAGAACCUACAGUAUAUGCACCCAUUGUAAUUAAUUUUGAAAUGUACACGAAACAGUUUCACACCAUAGAAUAAAACAAUCACAAACAAAGUAACUUUAUUUCUCAUUUCUAUUACAGGGAUCAAAGUGAUAUACAAGAACUGAAGCAAAAAUCUUAUUUGGGUGUAACAAUAUGUAGUAAUACAGUAUUUGUAGUAGUAAUCUGUUGUCGCUACCAAAAGAAAAUUGAAAAGAGAUCAACAUGCCAAACAGCCAAAGUGAUCUCACAGCUCAUGGGACUACAAAGUGAUCAUUAUACUAGAAUAACUUGAUUAUACAGUUAGUUAAAAAUGAUUGGGUCAUUCAAGAAAAUAUCCACACCUCUAAUGGAAGAGAUGGGAGGUUCAGCUUCCUCCCACCUUUGGACAUCCUAAUACUUUUACUAUUAUAAUAAUAAUAAUGGUAUUUUAAUAACACAUCAUCGCAUGAAAAUGAAUUACAAUGUGUUUUACAAUUGAUUUGAAUGGGAAUUACAAUACUAAAAGUAACUAUAUUACAAUAUAUCAUUAGAUUAUUAAAUAAGAACUUAUAACUAAGAACAAUUAUUUGUUUAAAACACUAAUCAUGCUAGGGAAAAAACUAUUACCAAAUCUAUCAGUUCUACAUUUAAAAGAAGCAGUUGAGUUCUGCCCCAUCCCACUUCAGACAGCACAAUUUCUUUCUGUGGAGUUAGUGUUUAUCUUUUCUGGAAUGACUCAUGUCUCAUUGGUAGUUAAUAAUUAUUCAUUGAAGAAUUUAAAUUAAAUUAAAAUAAUACAAUUUCAAUUGUGUCAUUGUGGUAGAUAAUGCACAGUUUCGUGCCACUUACAGAAAAUUAUAAAUUUUCAAAAUAGUAUUACGAAAUACAAACUGCAGGCUUUAUUCAAAACAUCAUAAAAUAUGCAACAAAUAGCAUGUGAAACAAUAGAUCAAAAUACCAUUUUGCUCACGAUUUAAAUGAAAUAGUGUGGCGGAUAUGUGCAUGGAUGUUUCCGAAAAGGGUUAAAAGCACCAAAUUGUGCACAGUAGCAUCUUUUUAUGAGUAGAACAACAUGCAAAAGUGGGGCCAUCGUGAAACUGUUUUUUUAGAGAGUUACGAUGCUAUUAGCAUUAUUUGCUAUUAAAUUCUACUACAACAAAAAAGUGAAAUUUUGAAUUCAAUCGCGACAAAUAUAACUUGCAUCAUCAGAAAGCUUGUAAAAAACUACAUAAAUGACUUCUAAACAGUUUUUUUAUUCUUCAAAUGGUUAUUGCUGUAAAUUAGGCACAUUAUCUCGCUAAAAGUCCCUAAUUAAUUAUUCGAUGUUUGAAAAUGCGUUUUUAACAGUUUAUAAUUCGAAAACUAUUUCAGAAAUAAAAAAACUGUCUAAACGUCUUAUAUGCAGUUUUUAUAAGCUUUCUGAUGAUGCAAGUCAUAUUUGUUGUAAUUGAAUACAAAAUUUCACAUUUUUUGGCUAUAAUACAAUUCAAUAGAAGAAAAUCGCUAAUCACCCGUUUUCAGGAGUUAGCAGCAAAAUAGCGAUGGCCCCACUUCAAAUAUCUAUUAAGCAAAUAAAACUACAUCAAUUGUAAAAGUUUGAUGCUUUUAACCUCAACGGGAACUACUGAUCAAUAAUUUUACACAUAUGCGCCUGACUAAAACGAAAGUUGAUCACUUUGUACAACAAGGCUUUAGAGACCUUUACAUACUCGUGGCUAAAAUAUAAUACAUUGUACCACAGUUAAACCCAACAAUUUUUGUAGCAAAUUUGCUCGAGUGUGUGAAAUUCUUAACUGAGAAAUAUUUUACCUGUAGUUGCGGCUUCAAAUAUCGUCUUUGCCGAUGUAUUGAGAAUAUAAUUUGUACGACUUGCCCACAUUUGAACCAGUGGUCAAGGGUCCAAAAAAUAUGGAAAAAAAUCAAAAACUACGAGAAUAUACUGCAAAGACUUCAAGAAGCUAAAAUAUUUUAAUAAGAACCAGGGGGUGUGAAAGUCGUAGCGGGCUCAAAAUUGAGCCUGGUCAGUGGUAAUUACCAUAAGUCGGAGGAACCAUAAGCGUCGUUCUGGCGUCAGCAAAGGCCAAAAUCCGCCAUGUUUUUGGCGACACUUUUUGAUGCCGAGCAGGCCUCCAGUAAUAUAGUAUAGCUCAGUGGGAUAAACCCCAAUUCUUUUUAUAUGACGCUACUAAACUUCGAGUGUCUCCACACCGAGCAAGCUGAAAAAUUGCUUGACCACGGUGGGAAUCAGACCAGCGACAUUUGGUUUGCCAGUCCAAUUAAUGCUCUACCAUGCAACAGAGCUACAAGGUCAAAUAGGUCAGGGAUUUUCACCACGGUCAAUAUUUUUUCAGGUUGUGCGGGGAGAAGCGUCAUCUAAAAUAAUUUACACGACUUCAAACUACAACAAACGUUACAUUUUAACUCCAAUUCGUUUCAGGCCGAAUUUGGAUGAUCGCGUCUGCGUCUGCCGCCGCUGCGGCUGUUCCUCUGCCUGGCCUGAAUGUUAUCGUUGAUCUUGCUCUUCUGACAAACGAAGUGAGUCUGUACAAAUCCCAACUUGGCCUUCCUCACGAAAACUCGUACGAAUUCCGAAAGAUGACCCCUGAAAAUCAGGAGAAAGUUCGCAAGUUUUGCAUCACCAGUAGUUUGCAAAUGGCAUCGUUUCUUGCAACCUACACUGCUAGCUCGACAGCUGAAGAAUUUACUCGUUUUAUUCCACUUGUCGGCCCCGCUAUUGCUUCCAGCAUUUCGUUCUGCUCCACCUAUAAUUUCCUGCAUCAAUGUCUGAAAGAAUUGGAAGAAACAGCGCUGGAAUUCCUGGAUGAAAUGACCUCGAGAACCGUGGACGAUAUUGACUAAUCAUAGACAAAGAGCUUUUGGAUUUAUUCCGCCUUGUUAUAGUUGUAGUGUUGAAAUGAGUAACGAAUAUGUGCCAUACAAAGCCAUACAGUUGAGAACAAUGACUAUAGUUCAAGUCAGGAAAGUCUUGUUAUAGAGAAAGGACCUUUGGGUUUGUUAUUACUCCUUGUGUUUAGUAGUUGCAGUGUUGAAAUGAGUAAUGAAUAUAAGCCAUACAAAACCAAGCAAUUGAGACAGUUGGUUCGAUAUUAGUGAGCCUAAGCAUGCAAGCGACGUUCUUGUCAACACGGACGUCACUUGAAAAUUGGUAUAACUAACUUUGACGGCAUUUUGUAUCAUAGCGCUCGUCUAUUAAGGAAGCGGAAAACUUUAAAAAUCUUAU
Paramuricea clavata is the source of this 9418-nucleotide messenger RNA. The record is from the annotation of a GenBank genome assembly. Lineage: Eukaryota; Metazoa; Cnidaria; Anthozoa; Malacalcyonacea; Plexauridae.